Messenger RNA from Gongylonema pulchrum, 552 nucleotides. The record is from the annotation of a GenBank genome assembly. NCBI's taxonomy places the organism in Eukaryota, Metazoa, Nematoda, Chromadorea, Rhabditida, Gongylonematidae.
AUGAUCGAAAUUAAGGAUGCUCAGGUAAAAAUCAUGAUGAAUGUGUCGUUGCUCAAAAGUCACUGGACGAAGACAAGAAGCGACUUGAGACGUAUUUGGCUAGAUGAAAGUAGGCUGUCGUGGACGCCAGUUGUGAAUCGGCAUUCAAAGGAGUACAGUGAACGAUCGCCAUACCCGCUGCGUCUUCUUACAUCUCCAUUCCGACUGAGAGUGCCACCUAACAGUCAUAUCUUGGGGCGCGCAGAUGUCGAAAGGCAGACGCAUAAGGAGCAAAAGGUUUUUCAAAACCGACGGAUUAAGAACGGUAAGGCGCGUCGAAAAGCAUGUCUAGAAAAAGGGCGCUCAGCUGCCACUUCGGGUGAAGAAAAAGAGGCAACAGUCAUUCCGAAAAGUACAUGCCGAGCAGAGCCAGCUCGAAGAAGGAUGCCGAAUAAAAGUCAGUCUGGUCGACCAUCAAGGAAAAACGAGUCGAGAAAAGCUGCUGUGCGUGAGCAGUGCGCUUUCCCAUCGUCAGAUAGCGACCUAUCGGGCAAGAUCUUACAAAACUUAUGA